CACCACAUACUUUCACGUUGUUUGACACUGGCCUACAGCUAGAAAUGGGACACCAAAUGGGACCCCUGGCCUACAUGACACCGUCACCCUCCCUUUGGAAAGUGGACUAAAACCCAAAGGGAAAAUACCGAUGUUACUUUCCCUGCUUUCCUGCUUCUGCGUUGUCAAAGGCUGUGGAACCCCCAGGCCCAGCUUAGGGAGCGGCGCUUGAUACCACCGCAGCCCGGGCUGGGCUGUGAGAGGCUCUGGGACAGCAAAGGGAACAACCGCCAACCGUCACCCACCAACUGCCAACCGCCACCCGCCCGGCCCGCUGCCGAGCUCCCGAGCUUCCGUCAGCCUGCGGAGGCGGCGGGGCGGGGUUCCCGCUGCCUGUCAGUCAGUCCGUCAGUCCGUCAGUCAGUCCGUCAGUCCCGGCGCUCGCCCCCCCCCCCCCCCAGCCGGCCGCCCGGAAGGCUGCUCGCCGCCGGAGCGGGAUGAAGCUGCGCAGCGAGGGGCUGCCGCGGGCCGGCAGCGGCCAGCCCGUCCCCGGGGGGACAGCAGAGAACUGCAGCCAUGCUGCUUUAUUUACAAAAGCAGAGGAGCUGUUGGCGAAGAGAAUGGCAGGUGGAGACCCUCUGGCACGUUUUCUGAAAGGACAACUGUACUACGAAGAGGGGUUGUAUGAAGAAGCAUUAAUACAAUUUGAAAAAAUCAAGGCUACAGAUUUUCAAGCAAUGUAUCAGCUUGGCGUAAUGCAUUAUGAUGGACUAGGCACUAAAGAAGACCCUGAAAAGGGAGUGGAAUGCAUGAAGAAAAUACUCGACUCCGAUUCCCCAGCAGCAAGACACUUGAAGUUUGCAGCUGCAUACAAUCUUGGCAGAGCGUAUUACGAAGGAUAUGGUGUUAAGCAGUCAACUAAAGAGGCUGAAAGGUUGUGGCUUAUUGCUGCAGACCAUGGGAACCCAAAAGCAAGCGUGAAGGCCCAGAGCACUCUAGGAAUGCUUUAUUCUGUAUCAGUUCUAAAAGAUCUGAAGAAGGCCUUUUUCUGGCAUUCAGAAGCCUGUGCCAAUGGAAGCCUGGAAUCACAAGGUGCACUUGGUGUUAUGUACCUCUAUGGACAAGGUAUAUGUCAAAACACUAAGGCUGCUUUGGAGUGUUUGAGAGAAGCAGCAGAACGUGGAAACAUCUAUGCUCAAGGGCAUCUUGUGGAAUAUUAUUACAAUAGAAAAUUUUACUCAACUGCUGCUGCAGUAGCCAAAAGGAUUACAGAAAACGACAACAUUGACGAGCUAGCAGAGGUAACCGAUUGUCUUCCCACAUAUGUAGCCAAGGGGGUUGCUAUGGCUGCUUUCUACUUGGCUAGAUGCCUCCAGCGAGGCCUAGGUGUACAGCAAGAUCCAGCCACCGCUAAAAAAUACUAUUCUAAGGCAUGCCUUCUGGAUCCUGCUGUUGCUUCUGACCUCGAACUGGCAGCUAAUCUUGGGAGAAUCUAGUGUGUUUCCUUUAACUGUAACUGGUAUAUAAAUGUAUUUCCUACAACAAACCAUCUUGAAUCUCCAGCAAUUAUAGACUGUUCAUCGCUUACUGCUUGCUUUUCAACUUUCUGUAAAUUAUUAGAGCAAUUUACUGAUUCUUUUUUACCUAAAAAAAGAGAAAGCAAAAAGCUCACAUUCUUCCUUUAGCUGAGAUGAGGCAAAGGCCGACUUUUAAAAUAGCAUUGAAGACUUAGGGUUUAUUAAGGACAUUUUACUGGGAUAGGCGUCCUGUUUUCUCUUCAUGUCAUACUGCUAUACAGCAUGUGAAUCAAACUGAAACCAAAUAAAAAUGGUUGUUUCCUUUUCUGCA
This is a messenger RNA of Phalacrocorax carbo (great cormorant), 1827 nucleotides long. Lineage: Eukaryota; Metazoa; Chordata; Aves; Suliformes; Phalacrocoracidae. The record is from RefSeq and is a predicted model, not a curated record.